AAGGAACUAGUGGAUACCAAGAUGUAUAUACAUUUUAUCAUUGAAAGGAACUUUGUAAUUUCGAAAAUUUUCUCUUUAUAAUUUCGGAAAAGAUGGUGCUUCUUCAUUGACUAAUAUAUCGUUUUGCAAUUCAUUGCGUUGUCUUAAUAAUAAUAAUUUGUGGACCGUCUUGCCUACUAGUGCUGGACCACACCUCACCGCUUCUAGGAUUCUAUUUCUAACAUCAUCACAUUAAAUUAUACUCCAUGUUUUUUUUUUUGUAAAUGUAUACUAUCAUUUUCUCUUAAUUCACCGUUAAGAUAUAAAAUCUUAAUCAACCUCUAGCAACAUAAUUCCAAAAACUUUAUUUUGAUAUGAAUUUCAAGAGUUCUUAUAUGCAAAGUACCGUUACACCCAAACAAACGGUAUAAAAACGGAACAGACAACAAAUAUUGAACAAUAUAAGUGGUCUCCUCCGUCCAUGGGUGUCAUAAAGCGUGUAACAGUGAUGGAGCAUGCAUGGGAGAAGGAUGCACGUGUAAGUGGAUUGGGCUUGGUUUUCAUAGACUCCUAGGGCGUUUGUGAUAUCGUUUGGAAAGAUGUCGAGUAACCAAACACUCACGCAAAAAAAAUAUAUGAAAAAAAGACAUUUCCUUACAAUCGGUUUCAAUUAUUUGUAUCGAGUAACUGGAGUGGGGUACGUCUGCACAUGCUUCAUUUCAAAUGCGUCGCCAAAAGUUAAAUAAUACACUCACACGUAUGUAUUUUUUAUAGUAUACAAUAUUUUAAAAAGAGCUUAUACAAUAUUUUGCAAAUGGUAGGAGAUAACACCACAUGCUUUGUUUUUCUAUUUUUGGCAACUGGUGAUCACUGUGCAGCCUCUCUAUAAAUGAUGUAUAUAUCUACUCAAAUGUUUUUUGAAAUCAAUUGGCAUUAGUUUUGAUCAGAUGAUGGUUAACCAAUUAGCGAUAAUUAGGGAUACAUAUGCUAGCUUAUCAAAAUCAAAUAUGAAACAUGUUUUAUAACCUAAUGAAUCAAUGAUUAAAACCAAAUCCAGAAGCUCACUAAGAGCUCGAAGAUCGGCGAAUCAAAUCCGGAAAGGUGAUUGGAUAGAAAGAGAGCCACCUUCGAGAAUCCUAGAAUCGUGAUGAUUGAUAGAUGAUACAUCACAGAUGAUGAUGAUCGAGUGAGAGAGAGAAAGGAAGGAAGAGAUCAGAGAAGAAGAUAAUUGUUUUCUGAUUGAUUUCUCAAAUGGUCCAAUGACCUACAUAUGUAGUUUGCAUAAUUAAACCAAACUUAGAUACCAAAAUACUAAACCACAAAUUAGAUAAAACGAGAUAACCAGACUACUAAUCCAGUAAUCCUAUAACACAAUAUUCUUUUGUCAUCAAUAUUUAAGACAUGCUGAUUAGCUGGGUUUCAUAAGUGACUAUUUGGUUCUAGUCAGAUUAGCUGAUUUAGCCUUCGAAAGUUUUGGUCAGUCAUCCUCAUCAUACUCUCUUGCAUAUAGGAAACUCCUCAGGGUGUUACAACAAGGGUUUCAACGUAAAUAGUAAGAAAACGACAUCGGCGUUAGCAGUAAUGGGCAUGUACGCAAAGCCCAAAUAAACCCAAUCUUAAUCACAGGGAAAUGCCAAUUUCUUCAAGUGAGGGAGGACAGAAAACAAAACGCAACCCGUAAAUAGUAGGCAGUGUGAAACCUUGAGGCGGUGGAGGAUGUCUGCUUAGCUGCAGAGAUUCGACGGUUAUUAUUUCCGUUGCACUGAUCUAAUUCAGAUUGCACAUACCAAUUGCUAACGUUUCUUACGUUAUUUGCCAUCUUUCUAGUUUUGAUUGCUGUUUAUUUUGUUCUUUUUACUAGUAUGAACAUACCCUUUGUAGAAGGAACUUUUAUACUGAUAGAUUCCAUUCAAUGUUUCUCCCUUCUUUUCAUAUCGCAGAAAUUCAAAAAAGUUAAGGAGUUGAAAAUUUUGGAUAUUAUAUUCCUUUGACUAUGUUCCUCAUUUGGAUAUUUUUCAUUUUUAAUGUUGAUUAUCAUCCCUAGAUUGGAUUCGUACUAAUAUUUGUUUGUAGGCAACUUGUAGUACAACUGAUUCUUUAUUGAAGUUCAAUGAUAAUAUUCAACAGUCAAAAACUGAACUUUGAACGUUAUAUUAGAUCAAGUGGUUCACUUUCCCAUUUCGCACAAAAGCUAAGUUAUUGACUGCACUUUUUAUUAAGAUUCUUCUUUGUGUCAUGCUUUUUGUUCAUAUACUUAGAAUUUGAACGAAAGAAACAAUCUCUUAAACACAACACUAUAAUACCAACCAAUACUUAGUGUUCGUAUUUUAAUACAUUUGGAACGCAAUUGAAGUUGAUGAUAGGAGAACGGUUAUUAUUCAAUAGAGUUGGUCUACCCUCGACGUUGUGUUUGGCUCCCCGAGUAUCAAAACUAGUUGAGUCCACACAGGAGGAUAUUUAAAAGUUAUAUUCUGGUUCGUAUGAGAUCCUUAUUUUAUUAUAUCUUAUUACAUCUUUUCAACAUAUUAGAAAUCUAUAAUACGGUCAAACCACGUGAGUUCACCUAGACAACACGCAUGUAUUGAAACUUAUAUAGUUUAUUGAUAAUUUGAUAUAAUUACUGUGUAUAUAAUUUUAUAUAUGCGUAGCAACUACGGAUAACGACAUGUUUGAUUUUCGACAAUAUUAGUACAUCAUACAUGUGUUUUCUUUGUCCCGGUAAUAUUACAUCAUCAACGAUCUAAUAACUUUCCAUGUUUCCUGGACUUUUCUGCAUACUAAUUAAUAGGACACCGAUAUCUAAGUUGUAAACUAUCACUUUUUCAUUUUUGAUUUACAUAUAAUAAAUUGUCUAAAACCUUAUAUAUUUUUAAGAGAUAUCUUUUAAUACAACAAAAGGUUUUAUUUCUACAAAUACCACACUUUCAAAAAAUCACAAAUUGCCUAUAGAAAUAGGUUAAUAUUUUAAAAUGUUUUUAGCAAAAGUGAUCGGGUUUUAAAGCAUUUUCCCAUAUAUAUGUGAUAAUAAAAUUAAAUUAGUACCGGCUUUCGUUAAAAUAUUGCGUGUAUAAUAAUAGUCAAAGUCAUUCGUAACUGACCCAACACCAAUUGAAUGGCAUAAAAAUAAUCAUUAGUUUGAUAAACGUUCACCUAUAUAAAUACGUACAUAUAUAGAACUUUUUAUUCAGAGAGACUUAGUAGCUGAUAUAUCGAUGUAGUGAAGAUGAGUUGUGAAGGUAAGGACCAAGAAGAAGAAGAUGAAGCAAUACUUCCGGGAUUUAGAUUUCAUCCAACUGACGAAGAGCUAUUAGGGUUUUAUCUUCGAAGAAAAGUAGAGAACAAACCCAUCAAACUUGAGCUUAUCAAACAGAUUGAUAUCUACAAGUUCGAUCCUUGGGAUCUUCCUAGAGUGAGCAGCGUUGGGGAAAAGGAGUGGUACUUCUUCUGCAUGAGAGGCAGGAAAUACAAGAAUAGCGUUAGACCAAACCGCGUCACCGGUUCAGGUUUCUGGAAAGCCACCGGUAUUGAUAAACCGGUUUACUCCAAUUUUAACUGCAUCGGUCUAAAGAAAUCUUUGGUUUACUAUCUUGGCUCCGCCGGUAAAGGCUCCAAAACCGAUUGGAUGAUGCAUGAAUUCCGCCUCCCCUCCACCACAAAAACCGACUCAACAGCUCAACAAGCAGAGGUCUGGACACUAUGCAGAAUCUUCAAACGAGUCACACAUCACAGAAACCCAACCAUCAUACAACAAAACCGUAAACCGGUUAUCACCUUAACCGAUUCAUGUUCUAAGACGAGCAGCUUAGACUCCGAUCACACCAGUCACAGGGUCGUAGACUCCUUGCCCCACAAGCUACACGAGCCACAAACGCAGAAUCCUUAUUGGAACCAACUUACUACGGUUGGUUUCAAUCAGCCAACAUAUACUUGUCAUGAUAACAACUUCCUGAGUUUCUUGAACAUCAACGGUGGAGAUUUUAUUGGAGACUCAGCAAGUUGGGAUGAACUUAGGUCUGUUAUAGAUGGAAACACUAAACACUAAUAAUAAUUUUCUCCUUUAUUUUUUUGGAGUUUUGUAUAAAGGAUAAAGUAAACUCAUUGCUUUUGUUGUGUAAGCUGAUAAAAUACAUAUGACACUACUCACCUUAUUUAA
Brassica rapa (field mustard) is the source of this 4132-nucleotide messenger RNA. Its product is annotated as transcription factor JUNGBRUNNEN 1. Lineage: Eukaryota; Viridiplantae; Streptophyta; Magnoliopsida; Brassicales; Brassicaceae. Gene Ontology annotation, biological process: regulation of DNA-templated transcription. Gene Ontology annotation, molecular function: DNA binding. The record is from RefSeq and is a predicted model, not a curated record.